Molossus molossus (Pallas's mastiff bat) is the source of this 751-nucleotide messenger RNA. RefSeq names its product transmembrane protein 205 (gene TMEM205). Lineage: Eukaryota; Metazoa; Chordata; Mammalia; Chiroptera; Molossidae. The record is from RefSeq and is a predicted model, not a curated record. The transcript is spliced from 4 exons. Bases 91 to 693 code for a protein of 200 amino acids.
CACGAGGAGAGGAAGACCGCGGGAGUGAGGUACCGAGCCCAGUGGCCCCCGAGAUCGGCCUGGGCGCCUCUGGUCUCGGACUCCUGGUAUAUGUUGAGGUCCGGAUUCCUUCUGGCCUGCAAGAUGGAGGAAGGCGGGAACCCCGGAAGCCUGACUAAGGUGGUCCAUCUGCUGGUCUUGUCCUGGGCGUGGGGCAUGCAAAUGUGGGUGACCUUCAUCUCAGGCUUCCUGCUUUACCGAGGCCUUCCCCGACAUACCUUUGGUCUUGUGCAGAGCAAACUCUUCCCUUUCUACUUUCACAUCUCCAUGGGCUGUGCCUUCAUCAACUUCUGCAUCUUGGUUCCACAACACACCUGGGCGCAGCUCACAUUUUGGGAGGCCAGCAAGCUCUGCCUGCUGUUCCUGAGCCUCAUGCUUGCCACCAUCAAUGCCUGUUGGCUGGAGCCUCGCACCACAGCUGCCAUGUGGGCCCUGCAGACCAUGGAGAAGAAGCAGGGCCUGGGUGGGGAGGUGCCAGGCCACCACCAGGGCCCUGACCUCUACCGCCAUCUGCGGGAACAGGAUCCCAAGUACAGUGCCCUCCGCCAGAUCUUCUUCCGCUACCAUGGCUUGUCCUCUAUUUGUAAUCUGGGCUGCCUCCUGAGCAAUGGGCUCUGUCUCGCUGGCCUCGCCCUGGGCCUUAGGAGCCUCUAGUACCCACUGCUUCUUUGUCCAUGUUGGGGCCCCAAAUUUCAAUAAACCCUUCUUUGGA